Sesamum indicum (sesame) is the source of this 1844-nucleotide messenger RNA. Its product is annotated as nucleolar/coiled-body phosphoprotein. NCBI's taxonomy places the organism in Eukaryota, Viridiplantae, Streptophyta, Magnoliopsida, Lamiales, Pedaliaceae. The record is from RefSeq and is a predicted model, not a curated record. Gene Ontology annotation, cellular component: nucleolus.
CGCCAGUGCCACAGGCUGCAACGAAAAGGUACCACACCCAAAGCAGAGGGAACAGCAUAUAAUGCAGGUCAAAACCCUAACAAGUCUCACUUAUAUACGGUGGUAAUUUAUAAACCUUCCAAUUUCCAAAACCCUUCCCCCUCUGCUCGAAGGAAGAAGGCUCAGGGUUCUCCAGGCGUGCAUAUAAAGUGUAUUUUAUGCGUGGGAGCAGUGACGUAGGCCCUAGCUCGUCCUUCCUUACUGCGUUUAAGCCUCGUCAAGUUCUGCUUUUGGAGCAGCAGCAGAGAAACCUAGCAGUACAGAAACCAAUGGCGAAGAAAGCGGUCGAAUUGAAGCCUGAAGACGAGUCAAUUCUAGUCUGUUCCGUCGCGCUGUGGCUCGAAAAUAAGGGCUUUUCCAAAGUCCUCAAACGCUUCCUCACCGCAGCUCAAAUUGAGGAUGACAGUUGGAAGGCUAGAGCGCUUAACUUGAAUGAGAUUUUCUCCAAAUAUCAGGAAAUUUGUACUGGUGCUCAUGAAGACUUAAAAUUCCAAAAGAAGCAAGAUGUACAGGUGGUUAGUGCAAGAGGAACAAAUGGAGGUACAAUUGGUACAGCAUCCGAAGAAAUUGGGAGUAAGAAGAAGAAUAAAAAAAAUAAAGGGGACAUGGCAGUGACCGACACUGGAAGAACGCCUGAAGAUAUAGCCACGAGUGGAAAGGUGAAUGAAUCAUAUGUGAAUGGCAAAGAGGAUGAGGAUCAGAGAUACAAAACAUCUGAUGCUCUCAGUCUCAGUGACCAGAAAUCUAAAGUACCGAAGGAAUUUAAUGAUGAAAAAGUUUGUGACACAACAAUGGAUCUUUCAACUAAGAAACAGAAAGACAAGAAGAAAAAGAAAAACAAGUUGAUGUCAGAGCCAUUGGAUGUCAAUGAAAACCAAACAGAUGUAAUGCCUGAGGUGACUGAGUCGAAACAUAAAAGAGAAACCACUGUGGAUAAGAAAUCUAGAAAGCGAUCAGUUGAAGCUGCAGAAGAUGAGGUUAAUGAAUCUAAAAAGUCUUCCAAGAAAAGAAAAAGAAUGGCUCAUGAUGAAAAUGAAAAUAAGCUUGAUCAGGAAGUAGCUGUUGAAGAAUCAAAGCCUAAAAAGACUAAAAGUCUGGAAGAAGGCGAAGAUGUUCUAAAGCAGAUUAAUCCAUCCGGAGCCAAUGAAAAUGCUGGUGGACAAAAUAAAGAGGAAAAGUUCCAAGCUGGUCAAGCAGGUUCCGAGAAUUGCAAAGAUAAACAAGCUGAUGAAAACACUAAAUCUACUCUUAACAACAAUGGGGUGGAUAAAUCAAAUCAGCCGAAAUCUGCAAGGAAACAGCCCAAAAAUUCUGCUGAGCCAAAAACGGUGAAUGCAUUUCAAAGAGUGAAAGUUGAAGAGGUGGAGUUUGUUGAUGACAGGCUCCAAGAUAAUUCUUACUGGGCAAAGGAUGGUGCAGAUACUGGUUAUGGCGCAAAAGCUCAAGAAGUUUUGGGACAAGUCAAAGGAAGGGAUUUCCGACAUGAAAAAACAAAGAAAAAGCGCGGUAGCUAUAGAGGAGGACAAAUUGACCUGCAAUCCCACUCUGUAAAGUUUAACUAUUCAGAUGAUGAGUGAUGGAAACUUACAAAUUAGAAACAUACCUCACUGCUUUCUGCAAGGAUGCGUCUGGAUGCCUGCUUCUGCUUUCUGCAACAAUGGCUCUGAGAUUAUAAAGUUUUGGUAUAAUUUUUGUCCUAUAUCAUUAAUGCGACUCGAUGAACUACAUCCCUGAUUCAAAAUUAGUCAAUUUUCUGUAUGGACCAUUCUUGGAUAUGCUUGGUUACGAUUAUUGUCUGCUGGUGC